Microplitis demolitor is the source of this 4607-nucleotide messenger RNA. RefSeq lists its product as uncharacterized. The transcript is spliced from 4 exons. Gene Ontology annotation, cellular component: rough endoplasmic reticulum membrane; nuclear membrane. Gene Ontology annotation, biological process: neuronal signal transduction; chemotaxis. Gene Ontology annotation, molecular function: microtubule binding. Lineage: Eukaryota; Metazoa; Arthropoda; Insecta; Hymenoptera; Braconidae. The record is from RefSeq and is a predicted model, not a curated record. Bases 197 to 2830 code for a protein of 877 amino acids.
GAAACCUUUCUCAUGCUCAGAGACAGGUGUGUCGCUUUCGAUUUCGCGGAAUCCGGCGUCCGUCAGUCAGUAAUCUAAAUGUGAAUCACGUUCUUAUUUUUUUUUCCUACCAAAGUUAAACGUGUACAUAAAAAUCUAACACUUAAUAAUAAUAACAAUUAAAAUAAUAAUAAUAAUAACAACAAUAAUAACAACAAUGGCCACCGAAAAUAUUCCACAGUGGAAGCGAGACCUCAUCCAGCGGCGUAAGAACAAGCCAUCAAAUUCCACAUCAACCUCAAAUUCAAAUUCAAAUUCUCAGGCUUCAAAUCCAGUCAUAAGUUCUCAUAUAAAUUCAAAUAUUAAUUCUCAAAAAAAUAUAUCAAGUUCUCUAGCCAGUGUAAGUGCAAGUGAUAAUAAUAAAAGGAUUAAUGAAACAAUUUUAGUUAAAAAAUGUACCACUGGCGCUGGCGUCGGGUCAACAGCAACAGAAACCGAAUUGACUUCAUCGACGUCAGUCGCGUGCACGAUGCGUCUCGAACCGGACGUAUGUUUGGUUCCUUUUACUAAAAGUUCAUUAAAAAUGUCAAAUGAGUCCAAGGAUUGCGAGAGCGACAGCUCUGAAGAGUUACAAUACGGUCCCGGGAUCGUGAAUCGUUUGAAAUCAAAAUAUUUGAAUUUAACGCGGGAAAUAAAUAAUUCAAAUUUUCGCCGCGCCGCAAGCUUAGAGGAUUUACUUGACUGUGAAAGUGACAAGCGUAAAUUUAUUAAGAAAUCAGGUUUAAGUGCCCCAGGUUCCGGUUUAGGGGUCGCGGUAAAGACCGAGAGGUUCCGUAACGCGUCUCGCGGGAACGAGUCGAUGAAAAGAGCGCGAUCUGUGGAAACUUUAAUGAGAUACGACGACAAGGUAUCGAGAGCUGGUGAAAAUGACCACAUUGUCUUAGUGGACAGGACAGUGAAGAUCGAAAGCCGGUUGGAAGAUCGCCCGCGGCUGCUGAAGCCCAAGAGACUGAAGCCCGUGGUCGCGGAAACCGAACGGCCGCCUCCGGAUCUGGUGAAAACUACCAUGAGAAUUUUUGAGAGCUCGGUUAAAAAGAUAAAACCCAAAGGUGAGGUUGCGAUAAAGGUUGCCACUUUUAAAACGAUUAAUGACAACUUUAAAGCGCAGGGCGGGAAAAAAAUUCAAAUUCAAAUUCAAAAACCGGCUAUUCAACCGAAACCUUGCGGUAAGGGAAAAAUAAUUCAAAAUGUUAAAGAUGACAAAGAACAAGGUGUCGUUUUGGAAAAAAUUGUUAAAGUAUCGACGGUUGUUAGUAAAUUUCAACAAAUUGCUGAUAUUUGUUCACCUUCCAUUAGUCCAGAGCCGAAAAUUAAAAAUUUUGAAUCUGGGACUAAAAGUUUUGAAGCUGGGACUAAAAAUUUUGAAACUGGGACUGAAAAUUUAGAAACUGGGACUAAAUAUUUAGAAACUGGGACUAAAUAUUUAGAAACGGAAGUUAAAGAAAUAAAAAAUGAAGAAGAAAUAGAAAUUGAAAUAAAAGAAGAUGGUAAAAAAAAAAUUUCUAAAAAUGCAAUGGAAAAUAUAUCAAAUGCGGGUGAAACAAUAAAAUAUAAUUUUAAUGAUAAUAUAGAAUGUAAAAAUUAUUUACCAAUUUUAGUAAAUGGAACUAUGAAAAAUGAUAAAUCCGAAAGCGGAGACAAAAUAAUAGAAGUAACGGAAGUACUGGAGGUUAAAAUUGCGGAAGAUAAAAUUGAGGAAAAAUAUGAGGGUAAGAUAGAAGCGAGGAUUGAAGAUUCCAGCGAAGUUGAUUUUGUCAAUGACUCGAGAAGUCAGGAGGGUGGGGAGGAAAAAGUCAAGGAAGUUGAAGUCAAGGAAGCGAUUUCAGGAAAAACUGGAAAUAAGGCUAAGGAACCAGUGGCUAAACAAAUUGGGGUGAUCAGGCCGCUGGUGAGCACCAAGAGUUUGAGUAAUAGGGAGAUGGAGAAGAAUUUGAUCAAUAGGGUGAAGAGUAUUGAGAGCGAGCAGCCGACGAAGGUCGUUGUUAGUUUGAAAACCGCGGAGGAAAUCGGGAAGAAAAAUGGUACGGGAUUGUGGGACAAACCUUGGAACCAGCAGAACAAUACUAUGGUUUUUAAUUUUAGUAAUAGGAAGGAUGUGCCAGAUUAUAUUGAGAAUGAUGGGCUGAUUAUUAGGAGGAAGAGGGAGAAGAGUAAGGGAGAGGGGAUAAUUGUACUGGAUGCGACACUGGACGCAUCGACGACCGACGACGGGGACUGGGAACUGUCUGGAGGUCCGCCCUCGCCUUGUGAUGUUGCUUUUUCAAAUGAUAACAUACUAAUUAAUGGCCGUAGUAAUUUGUCGAGGUCACCCAGAAAUCAUAAGCACCGGAUACAAUUUGACGACACGGCGACCAGGACCUUCGAGUAUCCGAGUGAGGCGUCGAUGCUGGAGGACGAGGGCAGUUGUGUUGACGGUGAAACUACUUCCGGUACGGCGACGGGUAAAACGGAAUCUGGGACUGGUAAUGGAGAUGGAGAUAUAGAUGGAGAUGGUGUUGGUGAUAUGUGUGGCGGAUUACUGACGACGGAAUUGUCACAGACGCAAUUACAGCAGUGUAAUAUUUCUAAUGCUGCUGCUAAUCCUAUUUUAGGUGGCGGUGGACUGGCUUCAUUCACGCCAACAAAAAUGGACUUAACCGCCAAAACAUUUGAACUCGGCGUCACUAGAUCACUAGCGCCACCUGCCGAGACCCACCAGCCAGAGGUCGAACAAUCGAUAGAGGAAGCUCAGGAUAUGUGUGCCGACUCAGCCGCCUGGGGCGCUGAGGCUACCGCUGACCUUCUCUACUAGCCAUUAAAAUUUCAAAUUUAAAUUCAUCUUUUCCCGCUUUUUUUUAAAAAGCUCAUUGUCACCCAAUUAUUUAUUCCGCAGGAUAACGGGAUUUUUUUUUCCUCUUAUUUACUUCUAAUUAUAUCAUUCCACACGCAUUUAAUUAUUAAUUGAUCAAUUAAGCUCAUUAAUUAAUAAUUAUAAUAAUAAUCAUUAUAAAAUAGGGAUAAUUAAUUUUUAACUGCCGAGAGUUUUGAGACUUUGCGUUUGUAAAAAAAAUUAAUUAGUAAUUAUCUAAUAAUUAUUAAUUACCAGCAGGAUAAAAAAAACUUUUGGAAUUUUUUUUUUUUUACAAAAAAAAUAUUUUGAAAGCUUUCCUUUACAUUUUCCAGUGCGAGAGCUCGAAGAGUGAUUGUAUAAUCGACUAAAAAUAUUUAAUUAAUUAUAAUUAUUAUUAUUAUAAAUAUAUAUAAGAUAGAGUAGAUUUAUAUGAUAAAUUCUGCCAAAGUAGAUUAAGUCUACUUGAAUAAUUACACUAUGGUAUUUAUAAUCGACUAGUGAUUUUUAAAAAGUCACAAAAAAAAUUUUACAUUUCCAAAAAAGUUUUUAUAAAAGCUUUCAUAGUAAUUUCGACUUCCGGUCAAAAGCUCGGCUAUUUUUGGGAUCCUUAGGGUUGGACUGAUCGACUAGUACUUGAGCUUGCGAGGUUUGUUUAGGUUGAAAUUUUUAAGCUCACAUGUAAACUCAAGGAUAGAAAUUGUUUUUCAAUAAUUUUAUACUAAAAAAUUGAGCGAGUUUUUGAAAGCUGCGGUGGUCACGGUGACUUAUUGUCGAAAGCUCAACAAUAUUUAGAGUUUACGGAAAGUAAGGAAUGUAAUAACGUAUGAGCUUGCGAGAUUUGAUUUUUACUAACGUUUAUAAAAGCUCAAGGUUUAUAAAUCUCUAGAAUUUGCGAUAGUUGAAAACCUCUGUAAAAAAAAUAUUUUCAAGUUCUGGGAGCUUUUCCAUAAACUCUUAGCACAUGAGAUUUCGGCGUAAAAUUUUGUGAAGCUCACUUUCAAAAGCUUCCAAUUUUUUAUAAUGAUAAUGCAAACUUGCAAGUGCGAUUAGUACUUUUAUGAGUUUAAAAAAAUUUAUAAGUAUUCAAUUCUUAAACUUGCAAGCUUUCACACUUAUUAUCAAUUUACGUCACAAGCUCAAUAUUUCUGUGUUAAACCUGCCCAAUCUCCAUCAAUUUAACUACGAGCUUUCGAUACGAAUUGUUAUCUUGAAUUCUUAAAAGCUCUCAUAUUUUGUAAUGUCUAAAACUUGAUGAUAGAAUAAAAUCUUAACUACAUUGAUAUCAAGACAUUGGCUGGAACUCAACGUGUCUAAGCUUUAUAAACAAAGAUUUAAGCUCCCUGCAGAUAGCCAGAGCUUUUGAGACUGAGCUCUAAAAAUUUCAUCCUAGUUUUUAUUAAAAUUUUUUUCUCAACAGAAACUUUAAUUAUUUCUCCAAAAAAUCUUUAACUCGCAAGCUUUCAUACUAAAUAUCAACUCAUCUCGCAAGCUCAGUAUUAUCUUUAUGUAUUUUUUCCCGCUCUAUCGAUUCACGCCCGAGCUUUUGAAAUCUGACGCCAUCUUGAGCUCUAAAAUGAGCUCUAAAGUUUUCCACCCAAAAAAUUUUUUAUAUUUAUACUAAAUUCCGUACCGUCGAGUUCUUUCGGGAGCUUAUAUAAGUAAUACCCAUUAAUGUUUUUGUAUAAUUAUUUGAGUUACGUUAUUUAUAAUUAGUAAAAAUGUGAUAUAUAUUAAUUUU